This is a messenger RNA of Thamnophis elegans (Western terrestrial garter snake), 5570 nucleotides long. It is a transcript of the gene CLSTN1, whose product is annotated as calsyntenin 1. Gene Ontology annotation, molecular function: amyloid-beta binding; calcium ion binding; kinesin binding. The transcript has 20 exons. NCBI's taxonomy places the organism in Eukaryota, Metazoa, Chordata, Lepidosauria, Squamata, Natricidae. The record is from RefSeq and is a predicted model, not a curated record. The coding region runs from base 1 to 3255 and encodes 1084 amino acids. Gene Ontology annotation, biological process: positive regulation of synaptic transmission; positive regulation of synapse assembly; homophilic cell-cell adhesion. Gene Ontology annotation, cellular component: cell surface; postsynaptic membrane.
AUGCAAAAGGUUUUGCACACCGAACACACCGGCAGUAACGCUGGUAUGAACUCACCCCCUGCUUCUGGUGUUUGGAAGCAACGGGUGCGGGAGGAGAGGCGAGCGCCUAGCGCCGCCAUCUUAGUUCGUCGCCGGCGGCGGGGGAGGAGGAGGAGGAGGCCGCCGGAGCAAAGGGGGUCGCCCGCCCGUCCGUCUGCCUCGCUCUCUCCCGCUCGCUCGUUUUUGUCCCGCUACCCCGGCGUGAGCGGUCGGCCCGGGGGCGCCGUAGGGCCCCUUGGAGGCGCCGAAGAUGCGGCUGCUGGCCCCGGCCUGCCUCCUGGCGGCGUGCUCUGCGGCGGCCUCCGCGGUGCCCGAGUUAACAAGCACAAACCAUGGAUUGAAACCACCUACCAUGGCAUUGUUACCGAAAAUGACAACACGGUGCUCCUGGACCCUCCCUUAAUAGCAUUGGAUAAAGAUUCGCCGCUUCGGUUUGCAGUCUUUCCUGAAGACUCGGGUUUACCUUUUCUCCCUUUAGAGAGUUUUGAGCUGACCCUCACCAAGGAAGGUGAAAUUUGUGGAUUUAAAAUUCACGGCCAAAAUGUCCCUUUUGAAGCGGUGGUGGCGGAUAAAUCCACUGGGGAGGGGACCAUCCGAUCCAAAGAAAAACUGGACUGCGAACUGCAGAAGGAAUAUACCUUCACCAUCCAGGCCUACGAUUGUGGAACUGGACCGGAUAGAGCCAAUAUGAAGAAGUCCCACAAAGCCACCGUGCACAUCCAGGUGAACGAUGUGAAUGAGUACGCGCCCGUCUUUAAGGAGAAAUCCUACAAAGCGACGGCAAUCGAGGGGAAGCGGUCCGACAACAUCCUAAAGGUGGAAGCAGUGGAUGCCGACUGUUCUCCGCAGUUCAGCCAGAUCUGCAGUUAUGAGAUUGUCACUCCAGAGGUUCCCUUCGCAAUCGACAAAGACGGUUACAUCAAGAACACUGAGAAGCUGAGCUUCAGCAAGGAGCACCAGUACAAGCUCACCGUCACGGCCUACGACUGUGGGAAGAAGAGGGCUGCCGAGGACGUGCUGGUGAAGAUCAGCAUUAAACCCACCUGCAAACCAGGCUGGCAAGGCUGGAGCAAAAGAAUGGAAUACGAACCUGGGACCGGGGCCCUUUCCCUCUUCCCCAACAUCCAUCUGGAGACCUGCGACGAGCCCAUCACGUCCGUCCAAGCCACAGUCGAGUUGGAGACCAACCACAUUGGGAAAGGCUGCGACCGAGACACCUACUCGGAGAAGUCGCUUCACAGGCUCUGCGGCGCUUCCUCUGAAACUGCCGAGCUGCUCCCGACUCCAAGCAACACCGCCAACUGGACCAUCAACCUCCCGACCGACAACGGCCACGAGAGCGACCAGGUCUUCGAGUUUAACGGCACUCAAGCUGUGAAGGUGCCGGAUAGCGUGGUCACCAUCAGUAUGAAAGAGCCUUUUGUGAUUUCCGUCUGGAUGAGGCAUGGCCCUGGGGCCAAGGAGAAGGAGACCAUCCUCUGCAAUUCAGACAAGACAGACAUGAGCCGUCACCGUUACUCCCUCUACGUGCACAACUGCCGGUUGGUCUUCCUCUUCCGCCAGGAUCCCUCCGAGGGGCAGAGUUACAAGCCGGCCGAAUUCCACUGGAGGCUGAACCAGGUUUGCGAUCAGGAAUGGCACCACUACAUCCUCAAUGUAGAGUUUCCAGCAGCCACGCUCUACGUCGACGGCGUUUCCUUCGAUCCCUUCCCGGUGACCGAAGAUUAUCCGCUCCAUCCCUCCAAGAUAGAAUCGCAGCUAGUAGUCGGAGCUUGCUGGCAAGAAUAUUCGGGAAAUGAGAAUGACACCGACCAAGCGACCGAGAAUCCUACAGGUGGCGACCAGCGGAUGGCUCAGUUCUUCCGCGGCAACCUGGCCGGCUUGACCAUCCGCUCGGGCAAACUGGAAAGCAAGAAAGUGAUUGAUUGUCUGUAUACCUGCAAGGAAGGCCUGGACCUGCCCACCACGGACGGCACUGCAAAGGGCCUCAAGAUCCACAUGAAUCCCAGCCAGUCAGCCUUGAGCUUGGAAGGGGACGACCUCGAGAGGUUCGACAAAACCAUGCAACGCAUCUCGUACGUGAACUCCCGCCAGUUCCCCACCCCCGGCAUCCGGCGGAUCAAAAUCACAAGCACGGUGAAGUGUGCCGACAACGAAGCCUGCAUUGCCAUUCCGCUCGUGGAGGGUUACAUCAUGGUCUUGCAACCCGAGGAGCCCAAAAUCAGCCUGAGCGGCAUCAACCACUUUGCCCGUUCGGCUUCGGAGUUUGAGAGCCCUGAGGGCGUGUCCCUCUUCCCUGAGCUUCGGAUCAUCAGCACCAUCACACGGGAGGUGGAGCCCGAGGGAGAGGGGGAGGAGGACCCUACAGUCCAAGAAUCCUUGGUGUCCGAAGAAAUCAUGCAUAAUUUGGAUACCUGUGAGGUCUCGGUCUUGGGGGAGGAACUGAACAGGGACCAAGAGAGUCUGGAGGUCGAUCUGGUACGGCUGCAACAGAAAGGAAUGGAAAUGAGCAGCUCAAGCCUCGGCCUCAUCCUUACUGGGGUGGACACUAUGGCCAGCUACGAGGAAGUUUUGCACUUGAUCCGAUACCGUAACUGGUACGCCGUCUCGCUCUUUGACCGGAAGUUCAAGCUGGUGUGCUCGGAGCUCAACGGACGCUACGUUAGCAAUGAAUUUAAGGUGGAAGUGAAUGUCAUCCACACCGCUAAUGUCAUGGAACACGCCAGCCAUAUUGCUGCCCAGCAGCCACAGUUUGUGCAGCCUGUCCAUCAUUCCUUCGUUGACCUCUCUGGCCACAACCUUGCAAACCCUCACCCAGGGUUUUCCGUGGUUCCCAGUACUGCCACGGUGGUGAUUGUGGUGUGCGUCAGCUUCCUGGUUUUCAUGAUCAUCCUUGGAGUCUUCCGGAUCCGAGCGGCCCAUCAGCGGACAAUGCGGGACCAGGACUCUGGGAAGGAGAACGAGAUGGACUGGGAUGACUCUGCCUUGACCAUCACCGUUAACCCCAUGGAGACGUACGAGGACCAGCACAGCAGCGAGGAGGAAGAGGAGGAGGAGGAAGAGGAAAGCGAAGACGGGGGCGAGGAAGACGACAUCACCAGCGCGGAAUCGGAGAGCAGCGAGGAGGAGGAGGGUGGGGGCGAGCAGGAGGAGGACCCCCAGCACGUCAACCGGCAGCAGCAGUUGGAGUGGGACGAUUCGACCCUGCCCUACUGAGCUUCACACUCCCUGCUCGCCUCGUCGGUUUUUCUUUCGUUUCAUUUCGUUCUCCCGCUCCGGAGAAUGCCAGGACAAACCACUUCCCUUCCUUUCAGGGGUGCCAGAGGCCAGGCCGUCUCUUGGCCCCAUUAGAGUUGGCCAGUCUCCCUUCUCUCCCACCCACCCCCUCCCCUUCGUAUGUCGGGCAUAUCCUUUCCCAAACCCCUGCCUGUAGAAAUGUAGCUAGCACUUCUUCCUCCCCUCCACCAGUGACUGGAUUGUGGUGAUUUCCCUUUCUUUUCUUUUUUAACCGCAGGGCCUUGCCUUGUACUUUCUGGCCCCAGUCAUCUCCCUCCAAAGGGCCUCGGUCAUCCCAGCUGCCCCCCACCCCCGUUUGCGAGCGACGUUCCCGCCCGCGACCACGUAUGGGUGGCUCUUAAAGCAGCCACCGUUUCCAGCUUGCGGAGGAGGCUGUUUUAAUGAACCACAGGGAAAAGGGUGUCUUCUCAACGCUUGUAAAAUAUGCCCGGAUCUAAUGCUUCCCCUUCUGUUUUUCCCCCCCUCCCCUUUAGAAUUAACUUUUAUUUUAUUUUUAUUAUUUUAUAUGGGGAUGUCUUCUCUCUACCCCACCCUCCUUACUUCACACCUCUUUUUUCUGAUUUGCGAGGGGGUGAAAGCAAGGGAAAACAACAACCCGCCACUCCUUUGUCGACUGAGAGCUAGCCUAUUUUUUUUUAAUUAUUAUUAUUAUUUAGUCUUUUUCUUAAAAAGAAAAAAAAACAAACACCUUGGUUUGAUUUUUAGUUGAUUUUCGGUUGUCUCGGGUCCUCCCUGCGGACAACGCUCUUUUUUUCCCCUUCCCGACUCUAGUGCAUGUGUAAAAUGGCAGAAUGGGGUGGGGGUAUCGAUAUUUAGGAGAUUUAACAAGACUUUUUAAUAUUUUGUAAAUACGUCGGAACUAUGUAAUUAUGUCACUUGUGGUAGUGAAAACAUGGCUGGGCUAGGGAGGGACAGGGAGGGAGGGAGGGAAGGGAGACGACCGCGCGGAGGUUUUUAAAGAAAAAAACGAUGAAAAAAUCAUGCAGCAUAGCAUAGCGAUUUCAAGGUUUUUUUUCCCCCAGAAUCCCCUAAACUUCCCUGAGACAAGUUUUAAAAGUAGUAAAGCAGAGAAACCAACAACCACCCGGAAGCCGACGGACUCGACUUGUGAUUUCAUAACGAGGUCUGUGGAUGGGUUUCUCCCCCCCCCCCCGCUUUUUUAAAAAAUUAAUACAUUUUUUCUUUCCGAAAAGAAGGGGAGGAGAAAAGAAAGAAAGGUAGCUUCUUCUCUCGGCCACCUUCAGAUGCCAACUCCGCUUGUUAUCCUCGGAAGCUACGCGGCUUCUGUUGUUGUCGGCGUUGUCGUUUUGAAAGCACCUAGGGGCCCUUUAAACACGGCCCUCUCUGGGUUUUACACUACACUUCUCAGGAGUUGAGCCAGAUCCAGAAAGCUGCGCGGUCCAAGUUCACCUCGGCUUCUGAGGGAAGCUUCUCUUCUGGCGCCAUUUUGUUUUUCCCAACACUCCCAUUCAUUCCUGUAGCUACUACACCACUAACUUUGAGAUGUGGGUGUCUUUUCUCUCCGGCUUAUUUUUUUUAUUAUUAUUAUUAUUUUUAUUGAGGGAGGAGGGACACACACAGGAGGGGGAGGGUCUUUGUAUACCCCCAAAUGGAUGGGGCUCUUCCUUCUCUCCCCCCCCACCCCAGCGAUCGCAUCAACAUUCCAGAUAACGUUGACGAGAGUGGUCCAAGAGAUGGAAACCGACCUAGCGUUUCAUUAAACCUUGCCUGGGUGAAUUAGUGCCAGGAGCAGAAUGAUUUCCCCCUCCCCCCCAAAGCAGCUUUACACACCGGUAGUGGCAGGAAAUAAAUGUCACAUUCUCCUGGGUGGAAAAGGGUUGGAGGAUUUGAGGGUGGGGGCUGGGGGGUGUCAAGGAAGGGAUCUUCUCCCUGUUGGUUUCACUUUUUGAACAAAAAAGUUCUCGGCUCUUGUCGCCAAAGUGGAAAAGCCCUUUGCUAAUCACACUUUCCGACAGAAUAAUUAACCGGUGGAACUGCUUGCCACCAGAAGUUGCCGGGGCUCCAUCAACGGGAAGUUUUUAAGAAGAGACUGGACAACCAUUUGCCUGAGGUGAUGUAGGGCCUUCUGCCCUGAGCAGGGGGUUGGACUAGAAGACCUCCGAGGUCCCUUCCAACUCUGUCAUCCUGUUAAAACAUCACACACACAGCUUCCCUUCAGCUACAUGGUAGAUCAUCUCCCCAAAAACUGUCAAAAGCACAAAAAAAAAAAAAAA